This is a messenger RNA of Cydia fagiglandana, 3634 nucleotides long. RefSeq names its product putative lipid scramblase CLPTM1. The coding region runs from base 123 to 2009 and encodes 628 amino acids. The record is from RefSeq and is a predicted model, not a curated record. NCBI's taxonomy places the organism in Eukaryota, Metazoa, Arthropoda, Insecta, Lepidoptera, Tortricidae. Gene Ontology annotation, cellular component: endomembrane system; membrane. The transcript has 3 exons.
UCAUGGCAAUGGCGUAAAAUCAAGUCCUUUCAAUCAUUGAUCUCAGUGUAGAAUUCUGAAAUAACCUCAUUUAUUGAUGAUUUAACAUUUACCAAAACAAACGGCAUUUUAAAGAGGAAGAGAUGGCUAACACAGAAGAAUCGACGAGCAACGACACCGCAGAAGAUAGAUUGGUGCCUAGUGAGAGCAAUGAUGCUGCGUUAUCACCUGAUAACGUCGAUAUUAAUGCUCAAAUUGACGAACAACGUGCAAGAAUGCAGCCAACCAAAAUGGAAUCGUUUUUUGCUAUAACUAAAUCCUUGAUACUAAGGGCUUUGGUUGUGUAUUUCAUCACCUCAAUGUUCCGUCAGCCGGCUGCUCCUAAACCAGAAGUGAAUUCUCCAACAGGGGCCCCAAGGAUUCCCUCCAUCAAUAUGUUUUCUAAUGGGACAGAAUUAGAUAUGUUUUGUUACUUAUCUGAAAAGGAGUUUUUUGGAAAAUUUGAAGAUGCUAAGUUAAUUUGGAAGCAUGAGGGUAUUACCUAUGGGGAUUGGUAUGCAGGACCAAACAAGGAUGGAACCUACACAUUUUCUACUACAAUUGAACCUUCACAUUCCUUAAAAAAUAAUGGCUCAAUUUAUCUUCAUGUGUUUAUAGUCCAAGCAGGAAAGUCGCCUGACCCCAGGGACACAGAAAACUAUGCUGGGGAUUUCAUUACCUAUGGCAAAAAGAUGGUUAACAAGUACAAGAAGCUACGUUACAUGAAAACACAUAACUUACUGACUGGCCAGACUGAAAAGUCAGAGGAGGAACAAAAGAAAGCGGAGACUUUAAAAGAAGAAAUAGUGUCUCAUUGGCAUCCCAAUUUGACUGUCAAUUUGGUGACAGAUCAGACCAAUUGGAUGCAAGGGAGCGUACCACCACCUCUAGACGAGUUCAUAUACUUUGUGCCUGAUGGCAAGUACUACAAGCCAGCUGUGUUCCUAAAUGACUACUGGAAUAUGAUGAGAGAUUAUGUGCCAAUUAAUUCAUCUACAACUACUCUUGAGUUGCAGUUAACUUACCAGCCAUUGAGUUUGUUCAAAUGGCAGCUGUACACAGCACAAGCUAUGAGAGAUAAGCUAAGCAUGUUUUCAGCUCUUGGGGCCGAGGAGCAAGAUGAGGAGCAGGACACUGUUAAGGAGCUGCUCCUAGACACCUCCCCCUAUCUGCUGGCACUCACCAUAUCAGUCUCUAUACUGCACUCAAUAUUUGAACUCUUGGCAUUCAAAAACGAUAUUCAGUUCUGGAACAACAGGCAAUCACUUGAAGGCCUCUCUGUGAGAUCAGUAUUUUUCAAUGUUUUCCAGUCAACUGUUGUACUAUUAUAUGUUUUGGACAAUGAGACUAAUGUUAUGGUCAGAAUUUCAUGCUUCAUAGGUUUAUUAAUUGAAAUAUGGAAAAUUAACAAGGUGAUGGAUGUGAAAAUUAAUAGAGAAAACAGAAUACUUGGUAUUCCAACAUUAAGUUUCACAGACAAGGGAUCCUAUGUAGAAUCGAGCACUAGGGAGUAUGAUACUCUGGCAUUCCGUUAUCUCAGCUGGGCAUGCUUCCCACUGCUUAUUGGUUAUGGAGUGUAUUCCCUACUUUACCAAGAGCACAAGGGAUGGUAUUCUUUCGUUCUUAAUAUGAUGUAUGGAUACCUCUUGACUUUCGGAUUCAUCAUGAUGACGCCGCAGUUGUUUAUCAACUACAAACUCAAGUCUGUUGCCCACCUCCCAUGGCGAAUGAUGACAUACAAGUUCUUGAACACAUUUAUUGAUGAUAUAUUUGCAUUUGUGAUUAAAAUGCCAACUAUGUAUCGUAUAGGCUGUUUCCGUGAUGAUAUUGUAUUCUUUAUAUUCCUAUACCAACGUUGGAUCUACAAGGUGGACCACAAGCGGGUGAAUGAGUUUGGCUUCUCCGGUGAGAUGGAGUUGCAGCAGAGCCAGGAGAAGAAUGGCACCCCUGCCAUUACUGAAGGCGAGCCCGCUGACAAGAAAAAUGACUAAGGCUUUUUGCCUGAACUAUAUAAUAUUGUUGUUAUCAGUACAUUUCUGUCCUUAAUCUAAUAAUUGAAAUUGGGCAAACAUAUUUAUUAUAAUCUAGUUAAUACGAUUUAUCUUACAUGAUGCUGGUGUAAGCUAAGGGAAGUAAAGAUUUGUGCUAGGAUAUCGGUUGAUAUUCUAGCAUAAUUCUUUACAGCUUGUGUUAUGUACAUGGGUAUGUCCAUGCCAUUGCUGUUUUUAUUUACAUAAUAAUAUGUAUAAAGUGCGUCUUGGGGAUGUAUGAACUCUUGGUUUAAUUAAAUUUGCAUAUGAAUUAAAGUAUUAUACAAGGUCUUGUGAUUACAUACCUACGUACAAACAUUCUAUUAAGGUUACCAAAGAAUUUUCUUGGUUGUACUUUUAUUCAAGUUCUGACAGUAUUUUGUAUAUGUUCCAGAGGUUAGAAUAGGAGGCCAGAAUUCUUGCAAUGGACAUUUAGAAAUACCUUUAGUUAUCUAAGGCUCUAAGCUGAAGAUAAUAAGGACGAUGUUUCAAUACCUACCGUCUUGGAUUACGCAAGAACGUGGCCCACUUUUUAAAAUACUAUCAUAUCAUUCUUUACAUUUUUUUCGGAUCUUAAAAAUAGCAAAAAUUGUUAUAGAUUUUAGUUAGGAUUGUUAAGGUUUAUUGAAUUUAUUCUUUAAUACAUAAUGUAUUCUUAGCAGGGUAAAAGAACAAGCGACUUAAUGAAAAGGAUUUGAUUUCACUCGAAUAUAGGCGUCUCGUGAUGUAGGUACCUAACUAUGACGUACCUAAAUAUUUUGAUAUUUUAUUUCAUUUAACUAGACUGCCUCGAGUGGGCUAUAAGUUUUACUUGUUCAAAGUUAUUGUUUACCCAUCGCGCUAAUACUGAUAUCCGAGCAAGCUAAAUAUCCCAAAAUUGAAAGAGGAGGUGAACACUUUAAUAAAUCAUCGUACCAGCUAUAGUGAAAAAUCAAAAACAUGUACUAAACUGGCACUCUAGCUCUAGACUGUAUAAACUUUUCACACUAAUUUUAAAGAAUAAGAAGAGCUUUACCAGCGGGCAUGGUGAAAAUUAUUGGUACAUCGGUUCCAAUUUCCAAGUCACGAUUGUAAUUCGAUUCAUAAAUAUUUGUGUGAUUUAUUUUAGAAUAUCAACAUACGUUUGCAGUUUGAUUAUUGAUACUUUCGACCAUUAGUAUUAACGAGUGUUAUUAACGACGCAGUUGGUCAAGUGAUAGCAAAUUCUCUACUUAGGCGAAUCUUAUUUCAAGUAUCUACGUUAUUCCAUUCUCUUAUAUUUACUGAAUUACUUAUUUCAGUAUUUGUUGUUCUUCGAAUAUUAUCGAUUUUGUUAAAACAUUCUAAAGUAUUGAUUAUUGUGGAAAUAAAUGGGUAUAGUGUGCGGGAGGUAAGGUGGUGCGAUAGCGGAUCAUAUAGCCGAGGGUCUACAGCGAAUAUCUUCGAUCGCUCGUUGUCUGCUUUCGUUCUCUAUCGCUCGACAAUGCAAGAUCGAUAGGAUAAAUUAAUAAUCGAGCGAACGAUCAAAAAUGUUGGCAGUAGGCCUUCCGACUACGACCCGCAGGGGUCAUGCUCCUUACUUGCCGCCUGUUAUACUGUUAAUGUGA